This is a messenger RNA of Lutra lutra (Eurasian river otter), 4017 nucleotides long. It is a transcript of the gene OTOA, whose product is annotated as otoancorin. The transcript has 29 exons. The record is from RefSeq and is a predicted model, not a curated record. Gene Ontology annotation, biological process: cell-matrix adhesion. The coding region runs from base 387 to 3827 and encodes 1146 amino acids. Gene Ontology annotation, cellular component: cell surface. Lineage: Eukaryota; Metazoa; Chordata; Mammalia; Carnivora; Mustelidae.
UACCAUUCCCGGCUAAGAGCCGUUCCAAGGAAGCAAACUCCGGGCCACAAGCAGGUAGUGCAUCUCCAGAUGUCCACACAAUGGGUUUCCACACAGCAGGUCUCCAGGUGACCCACAACUUCUGUGUGAGGUGGCUGUGUUGCCAGGUUAACUGGGGAGACCCUGCACCCUGGGGACUCGACCCACCCAGACCUGAAAGAGUCACCGCAGUUUCUCCGUCUUGUCACAAGAAUAAACUCGAGGACAGACACGCAGCACCGUGGAUGACUAACACGCCAGAAAAGUUUAUUGAAGUGCAAAACACACUCUGGAGAUAUGAGAGCCGGGAGCUCGAGAGAAAGAGAGAGAGAGCGUGAGAACGAGCGCGCACUCGAGAGAGCUACGUGAUGAGGAUGUCCCAGGAACCUCGGACAUACUUUCUUUUCCUGUUCCUUUUUCUGAGCCAUGGAGUGGCAAGUCAUAGAGUUCCAGAUUCCAGGAAGGAUUUGGAUCCAUUGUUGCAAAAAAUGGCGGAAGAAAUAAUAGAUGGAAGCUAUCUGAAUGCGUUACUGGAUCUCAUACAGUUUCAAAGCUCGCAUGGGUGGACAGCAGACCUGUCCCACAGAGUCCUGGCCUAUCUGAAUUCACGGAAUGUUGCCUUCACCAUCCCCAGCCUGCAGGCAGCGAUGGAAAAUCACCUGGAGCAGCGCCUGUACCAGCCCCAGAAGCUGCUAGAAGACCUGAGGGAAACAGAUGCUCAGCGCUUCUGCACCGCCAUGAAAUACCUCUUAGAAGACAAGAAGGACCUCUUGGAGCUGGAAGACAUUGUUAUUGACUUGGGAGAGAUCCGGAAACAAGCCUUGCAGAGCCCUGGUGUGAACCGCAGCCUGUUUCUCAUCACACUGGAGAGGUGUUUCCAGGUGCUGAACUCCCUGGAGUGUGUGGAGAUCCUGGGCAGGGUGCUGAGAGGCUCCUCAGGCAGCCUUCUGCAGCCAGAAAUCGCAGAGAAGCUCCCCCGGGACCUGCGUGAGGACGCUUUCAAGAACCUAUCUGCGGUGUUCAGAGAUCUCUACGACCAAACCUCCGCUCAUUCCCAGAGAGCUCUCUACUUCUGGAUGACUGGGAUUUUGCAGAUGUCCUCCAACGCUAGUGGUGAACCUGGCCUUCAAGAUGACUCUGUUUCAUGGGUCAGUGCAGAAAACUUAUGGAUUUUGGGCAGAUAUAUGGUUCACCUAUCAUUUGAAGAAAUUGCAAAAAUCAGUCCUGUAGAAAUCGGGCUGUUCAUCAGCUAUGACAAUGCCACCAAGCAGCUGGACACGGUUUAUGAUAUCACGCCCGAACUCGCCCAGGCGUUUCUGGAGAGGAUCAGCUCCUCCAACUUUGACAUGAGGAACACUUCCACCAUCCACAGGCUGGGGCUGCUGAUCUGUUUCUACGAUGACCUGGAUUUGCUGGACGCCGCCGUGGCCCAAGUCCUCCUGCACCAGAUGAUCAAGUGUAGCCACCUGAGGGGCUUCCAGGCUGGGGUUCAGAAGCUCAAAGCCGACCUCCUGGACAUCGCCACGGAGAACCAGACCCUCAAUGAGACUCUGGGCUCUUUGUCGGAUGCGGUUGUGGGCUUGACCCACAGUCAACUGGAAUCCCUCUCUCCCGAGGCUGUGCAUGGCGCCAUCUCCACCCUCAACCAGGUCUCAGGCUGGGCCAAGAGCCAGGCCAUCAUCUUGUCUGCCAAAUACUUGGCCCAUGAGAAGGUGCCGUCUUUCUACAACGUCAGCCAGAUGGGAGUGCUGCUGGCUGGGCUGGCCACCCAGGCUUUCCACGCCAUGGAUCGCAGGGACCUCUUGCAGGUCCUGAGAAGCACUGUCUCCUUGCACGUGUCCAACUUGUCGCCUGCCCAGAAGCAAGGUGUCCUCAGCAAGAUGAUCGAAACAGGAGAUGCUGCCUCGAACAUUGUGGAAAUACAAGGGGCUUUCUUUAAGGAAGUAUCCCUUUUCGAUUUACGGAGGGGAGCCGGAUUUAACACUACAGUCCUAAAGGAAAAGGAGCUUCGAAGGAGCCAGGCCUUGUUCCUGUAUGACCUUCUGUCGAAGUCAACCAGACAGCCCGAGGAGCUCCUGAGCACAGGGCAGCUGAUCAAAGGUGUGAUGUGCUCCCACAUAGAUGCCAUGAGUGCGGACUCCUUUCUGGCCCAUUUCCACUAUUUUGAGAACAACCUCUCCCUGCUCUCACCGUAUCAGGUUAAUUGUUUGGCGUGGAAAUACUGGGAGGUCUCCAGGUCCUCUAUGCCACCUUUCCUCCUGGCUGUGCUCCCGGCUCACUACCUGGCUUCUGUCCCAGCUUCCCAGUGUGUGCCCUUUCUCAUCAGCCUGGGGAAGAGUCAGCUGGACUCCUUGGUUUUAGAUUCCCACAAAAAGAAUUCAGUCCUUAGGAAGGUACAGCAGUGCCUGAACAACUCCAUUGCCGACGAGUAUGCAGUAGACAUCGUGGGGAAACUGCUCUGCCACUUGCCAGCUGCUGUCCUCCACCGAGGGGUCUCCGCCCGAGCCUGGGCCACAGCCCUGCCCACACUCAGAGACUGCCCAGAGCUCAGCCCCGAGCAGAAGGCUGCAGUGAGGCUCAGGCUCCUGGAACAGUGCGGACUCCCCCAGAACUGGACGGCUGAGACGGCAAAGGACUUGGGACCCUUUCUAAUGCUUUUUUCAGAAGACGAAUUAAGCUCUGUUGCCACAAAGUUUCCUGAUAUCCUUCAGCAGACAGCGUCCAAGACAGCUGGGACCUUGCCCCUGCAAGGAUUCCUCCGGGCUGUCUUUGAAUCUGUCCGGAACAGCAGGGAGAAGAGCCCCAGCUCGGCCCCCAGCCCCGGUUGCCAUGGAGUCAUGGCUCCUUCUUCUGGUGACAUCUUAAAGUUGGCAGAAGCCAAUGCCUGCUGGGCCCCCGCCGACCUGCUCUGCAUGGAGGAAUCCACGUUCAUCCGGAACGUGGAGCUUCUGGGGGCCGUCAGGGGUUUCAGGCUGCCUCAGCUGAUGACCCUGAAGGAGAAGGCUGUACAGGUUUGGGACAUGCCUUCUUACUGGAAAGAAUACCAUAUCGCCUCACUGGGGCGCAUUGCUCUGGCUCUUAAUGAGAGUGAGCUGGAGCAGCUGGAUCUCAGCUCCAUCGACACUGUGGCUUCCCUAAGCUGGCAGACAGAAUGGACGCCAGGACAGGCUAAAUCCAUCCUGCAAGGAUUCCUGGAGGAUUCAGGCUACAGUAUCCAGGAUCUGAAGAGCUUCCAUUUACUAGGACUUGGUACAACCCUGUGUGCUAUGAAUGCCACCGAAAUCUCACUCAUAAAGAUCUCAGAAUUCAGGGUGGUGGUGGCCAGAAUUGGGACCCUGCUCUGCAGCACUCAUGUCUUGGCUGAGUUUAAGAAGAAGGCAGAAGUAGUAUUUGGGGAUCCCACCGAGUGGUCCAGCUCUGUCCUGCAGGAGCUCGGGACUAUGGCAGCUGGAUUAACUAAGGAAGAGCUCCAAAUGCUGGACAAGGAUUUGAUGCCAUAUUUCCAGCCAUCAGCAAUCAAAUGCCUUCCUGAUGAGAUAUUCAAAGAGCUAUCCGCGGAGCAGAUCGCUGCGCUGGGCCCUGAGAACGCCGCGGCGGUGACCCCAGCCCAGCGCCGGCGGCUCAGCAUGCUACAGCUGCAGAGCCUCCAGCGAGCGCUAGAUGGCGCCAACACACGCACCUGGCUGGACACGCCCCCGAGCGCCAGUCCCACCCGGACCUCCUCCUCCAAUUCUCCUCCUGGAGGCCCUGUCACCUGGGGUCCUUGGCUUGGCUGUCUGCUGGUUCUCCUGCCCAAGACCGUGUGGUGAGCGGCAUGUGCAGAUGGCCCUUCAGUGCCCGAGCAACUGGCCCCGCUGUGUGGAAACAGAGGCCCUCCAGACUGUGAGAGCCCUACUACCCCAACCCACAGCCUCCACUGGGACAGGGAGACCCCAGAGCCUUGAAAUUUAAAAGGCACUGGAAGGAAGAAUAAUGAUUAAAAAUGAUCUGAAAAACUUC